UACGACCAACGACCAACGACUCAUUGUAGACUGGGCAUAAAGCAAUACGAAGUGGAGACAUUUUCUACGACUACUGCUACGACCUAUGACUCUCCAUUCUAGAUGGCCCUUUACAUUAAUCGGAAGCAGCCAGUUGCGACUUGCGACAUCCAAUAAGCGCUUAGUUUCUAGUUAAAGCUCGACAGUCAUUGGGUGUUGCAAAUUGCAACUGGCGAUUGCGAUUAAUGUAGAACGGGCUUUACAUCCACGCUAAUGCUAAUCAAAUUUCGGUCGCACGAAAAAAGUCGCGGUGGCCGCUCUCAGGUUUCUCUCUGCUAUCAAUGUAUCGAUUACAUAUAAUCGCCAGAACGACUAUAAACAAAGAAUCAGCGUCGAAUGAUUCGAGUCGAAUCGCGGAUGGCGGGAUUGGCGGGGAGCGUUGCGCGUUGCAUCUCGCGAACGUGCAAUCGAUAAAAUAGAAUGGCCGACUCGGAAGAGAAACAAAGAGGGAAACAUGAACGAGAGAGAGAGAGAGAGAGCGCGCGCGAGCGAGAUGACUGGGUGGGUGAGAGUGGGUGGAGGCGGUAGUGGUGGUGGCGGUGGCGGUGGCAGGCGGCGGUGAGCAUAAAGAGGAUAGGAUAAUAUCGGUGCGCGUCCUCCCGUCCGGAGGUGUCCUUUCGCGGCGGGAUUUCGUAUUCGGAUUUGUUUCUUAUCGUAGCUUCUCGUAACCGAGAUUUGUACGAUGUAGUUAUGCCGAAAAGGAGCACGCGGCAUGUAAAGGAGUCGGGGAACACGAGAAGCAUCCAACAGCAGCGGCAACAAUAUCAACCACUACUGCCGCCGCAGUCACCACAACCGCCACGGCCCGGUGCGACGACCGUCUCAGAAGUGGCGGCAGCGAAACACUUUCGCAGCGUACAUAUCGGCGUGACGAAUAGCAAACGCUGGCUGUCGCUGAAGAAACGCCUUGGUCUCACGACUGACGAGGAUGUCGCAGUGUACUUGCUGGACCUCGCCGAAUCCGCUACCACUACCACUACCACUAGGCAACAGGGUAAAUGCAAUGGGGCAGAGAACUGGAAAGCAAAUCGUAAUCAUGGCAAGCAGGAUAAGAAAGCUGUCAAGACUGAAAACUCCAAUAAAGAAGAUGAAGAGGUGGAACAGCAGCAGCAAUUUGUUCGCACAAGUUCGAGGAAACGAGACUUCGUGUCGAACACGGUCGAGAUGCCUUCUGCCCGUACGAUAAGUGAGAGCGUGUCAGAGGUGCUAGACAAUGCGAUCAAAUUGCACGUGCGACGUAGUUCAAAAUCAAAGCAUCACAAGAACAAGACAAAGCAUCGCAAGGACAAACGGAAGAAACGACGACAUUUGAAAAACGGCGUCGAAGAUAGCGGCUCUAUUGGACUAGACAGAUCGGAAGAUAUCAAUGAGACGGUACCAGAUGCACGGAAUAGUUUGACACAGAGCAGCAGAAGUUCGAAUAAUCGUGAAACGACUGUAAUCAGUGAUUUAGAUGGUAAAUUAAAAUUAGAUAUUGAGAGCUUUGAAAUCGACACAAAAGACGUUGAAGCCUCUACGACCAAGACUGAUCACGUAGAUAGUAUAAGAUUUCGAAAUGAUGUAAAUAGCACGACGAGUAGCGACACCAAAUGCAAAGUAAAAGCAACGGAUAUACCUGGCGAUUCGACGAGGAAUACUUUACGAGAUAAUAAAAUUAAGUUGCAUUUUGACGAUACCACGGCGUCGUCUCUUCCGAAGUACGUGUAUGACACUCAAGAGUUAAACAAAGACGUGGAAUAUUUAUUGAAUCCCGCACCCAGUACCGAUGAUAUGAUCGAGGUAUCCGCUACUGCAGACGCAUCUGAGAAAGAAGACCAGGCCAGAUUGAUGCCACGUUGUGCGGAAUCGUACGAAUCCAAGGACACAGAGGAUCACAAAGUAAAAAGGAGACGAAAACGUCCGCGUCAUGAUGCGCAAAUCGAAGAUAACUCCGCAAAAGAUUUCGCUGAAAGCAAUCCUUUAGAUGAGGCGAUGAUAUUGAAACACCGUCGAAGAAAGCACAAGCACACUAAUGAGCAUAAAAGCAAAAAACAUCACGAUGUACGAAAAGCGCCGCAAGACGGUAUCGUCGUGCGAGAGGAAGCACGAAACGAGUGUCCAUCGAAGAUCACUGAGCUGCCAUCUUCAACGGCAGGAUCCGGAAGAAUCGCUGAGAAUGACGACUGUUCCGAUGACCUUAAUGGUCCCGGUGUUCCCGAUGGUCGCACCGAUGAUCCCGAUGCUCCCGAUGGCUCCGAUGGCCCCCAUGGUACCGACGACGUCACGUCGGAGCCGCAAAGACUUGCAAUUAAAAUCAAACUCUGUCAGGAAUGUAAUUGUCGUCAUUUGCAGGACGCAUGUCCUUUGACGACGUCGCAGUACACCGUAGCUGACGCACUCUCCUACGAGAACUGGUUAGGCAAGCACAAGGGGAACACAGAGAUAAUGAAAGCCAUUACAUCGGAUGAUCCAAUGUCGGAAGGUUAUGGUAGAUUAGCUUACGACGGCUUCGAGUCGGAUGACGAAUCGCUAGCGUCCAGCCAACAAGAACAAUGCAAAGCUAAGCCAAAGGUGCAAAGGGAGGAAAAGCAGCUAGUAGUAGAGAUGGAUCGGCCUUUAUAUGCCAGAGAUUCUCUCCCCGACUGUCUUGAAUUGAGAAUGACCAAUACUGAUCACGGUCUCGGCGUCUACGCCAAGGACCCGAUUCCGAUAUUUGCCAAGUUUGGCCCUCUUGUCGGCAUACCCGUUAGAGAAAUGGACAUUCCAGAUGAUUUUUCGAUGCGUCACAUUUGGGAGAUAGAUAAUAAUGGGAAGAGUACAUAUAUUAGUACUACAGAUCCGUUAAAAAGCAAUUGGAUUCGAUACAUUAGACCAGCUGAGACAAAGGAGAAGAGAAACAUCGCGGUAAUUGCGAAGCACGGCCAACUGUAUUUUGUUACAACUCAGAAUAUUGUGUCAGGGAUGGAGCUUACUUAUUGGGUUGAAUCGCAAUCUUCCACUUGGACGAGAAAAAAUAAAAUCAAUAAAACGAAUUGUGGAGGAUGCAAUCUUAUUUUUGCGCACUCGAUAUAUUAUCGAUUGCAUUGCUGUAUCUUUCAUGACAUGAAUUACAGUUUAACGAUAAGAAAAUAUCACUGCAAGGUUUGUGGCGCUACGGUGCUUGGUAAAGAUAAUAUUAUGAAACAUGCAGCGGAGUUGCACGAAGGUCGCGGCGCGUAUCAGUGUCAGUAUUGUAGAAAAUUUUUUUUAAGGCUGAAUUACUUAGAAAUGCAUCGAACCUAUGGAUGCUCACAGAAUCCACAUCGGGCGCGACCAUUAUGCGAUUUCUGUGGUCGUAAAUUCUGUCAACCGCAAAAAUUAAAAGUACACAUCAAGAGGAUGCAUAGCGAUAUGGCUGAGGUGUUAAGGGAAUUUCAAUGUAAAUUGUGUUUGAAACUCCUGGGUUCUCGCGCGGCUCUACAGCGACACAUGAAAGAGGUUCAUCACAAAGACGUUAUUGCCGCAGCAACGUGCGAUCGAUGUGGAAAAAUGUUUCAGAACAAAAGCAACUUGAAGAUACAUAUGCUGACCCAUAGCGGGGUAAAACCAUUUAGGUGCAAAGAGAACGGCUGUAAGGCAGCUUUCACCACGAAACAGUGUCUACAGUUUCAUUACAAGAAGGUACACGGUCUUACAGAGGAAAUGAUGCCCAAGAUCGAGAGAUCUGUGGCAUAUACCUUUGACGCGUAUAGCGGGGGCCUCGUUGAGGACGUGCCUUGUGGAAGGAUUAUUCGCUCCAGCAGAAGAAAUUCACAGCAGGACAAUAGCAACAGUUUACCGUCUCUGGACGACUGCAGCUCAGAGAGCAGCUUAAAAGUCGAUGCAUCUACACCAGUACCGGUAUCAGUACCGGCAUCAUCGGCACCACCGGCACCACCAGCGCCGCCGACACUUCCACAAGUUCCGAUAUCGUCCGCGGAAUCAACCACAGGAUCGCCAUCAGCACCGAUAUCGAUUUCAAUAUCGGUGUCGGUGUUGGCAUCGGCACAGACGGCGGCAGCGGUGGCAAAUUCUGCUCAUAAUGUCAUCGUAGAUUCAUUACAAAGCGAGGCAAAUUCUACGAUAAAAUACAAGAUGGAGCAGCAAGAGUCUCAGGUUUCAACUCCAUCUACUCAAACCACAUCCUUGUCCAGUGGGCUUGAUGCGACGAUGAUGGAGAAUGGACAAACGGAGGUUGAUUUGUACAACACAUCGAGGACGCUGAGUAAGGGCAGCAAAAAGUGGCUGACCAAUGAAUUCAAUCCACCGCCUACGCCUACAUCCGAUAUCUCUGCUCAUUUACCGACGGUCUCGGCACCGUCUUCCGAUAUGUAUGAUUUUGAAGACGGUCGAAAGGAUAACGGUAGCGAGAAAGCGAUCUCACGCGACAGCACAACCGCGCCAAGUUUGAUAGAGAGCAAUAAAUUGCGGUUGAACGUAUACCGGAGUAGAACAGAGAGCGCGAACGCGAGUUUGCUGGUUGAAGCGGCUCUAGAUGCAGCUGAGCGAGAUAUAGGAACAGUGUCCAGCCCUAUCUUAGAGGACAACGAUCGCGAGGCCAAUCUCUAUUCCAUCUCGAGUCAACUGCAGUCACCGAUACCGCAGCCGCGGUCACCAAAUCAGCUAGACUCUUACAUUGUACAACAAGAGGAGGAACUGAUUUCGCCCGCACCAACUCCAGACGAUCGACACUCGCCUCCUACUCACCUACACGUAGAUUAUCAUCUGCAUCGACCAGUCGAUUACAUCAACACCUCGCGAACGCACAAUAUCGAACAGUAUUUGCAUCAUGAAGAGUUGCCGCGCGUCUCUUCUCCAAAUUACAUACACAUGCAGCAAGAAGACUUAGUAUCGCCGUCGGCCACGCCGAAUCACCGUUAUCAGGAUGUGCAUCAUCAUCACCAUCAUCAUCAUCAUCAUCAUCAGGUACCGACGGAUAAUCUGUCGAGCGAUGAGGGCGACUCGGUGGCGCAGAAUCUUAGCCUGUCGGUAAAGGAGAAAGCGUUACAGUUAGAUUUAUCGACGUCCUAUAAGUACGAUUCCCUUGAACAGGAUUUCACUCGUGAGAGAUCCAACUUUGAGCCAUUGGUACUCAAUAGUAAUGAGCUUCAGGGUUUAGAUAUGUCGGCACGAGGUUUCCACCACAGUUUUGGCGCCCAGAUGCAAAACACCCGUUAUCAUCAUCACCAUCUGUACGACAUUGGCGAACGGCAAAGCGUGGAUCUCAGUAGAACGAGCAGUUAUUCUAUGUCGCCACCUCCGCCACCGCCACCUUAUCCACACAACGAGGUUGUACGAGUGGUCAGCUUGGAUCUUACUCCUGGCGGCAGGCAUAGUGUCGAUCUGAGUCUUUCUAGAUCGCAUCAUCUGCAUGGUUCAGGUACUCGUGUCAUCACCAGUCCGCAACCCGUCGGCUCGACUACGCACGUGGCUGUAUCUGAUACUGGCGAAGGCCGAAUGCUAUCGCCGCCUCCACCUCCUUUGUCUGGGUAUAAUCCCAGUUAUCCCGUAAGUCCGGCCCCGUAUCAUCCUCCAAGAUCCGGAUAUCAUCAUUAUCCCGGUUAUUAUUGAUCGUCAUUAAUAAAUGCCAUGACGUUUUGUAGUCAACAUCUUCUGGGCAACUUUUGUUUUGGAUGUCUUCGAAUCCUGAUCUUUGUUUUAUUAUUUUUACUCUGAAUGAGUUUUAUUAAAAAAUCGUUAAUUAUUUAAAUGUACAUUAUGUUUUUAUAUCGCGACGGAACUGCCAUUUUUGCACGUUAUUAAAAAUAGCGCAAAGUUAUAUUUUAUUCUCGUGAUCAGUUUAAUACUUGAGUCGGUGAUAACGAAAAUUUUGACGCGCAUGAUAAAAAUUAAAGAAAAAACAAAGCUUUUCGAGACUUAAGGAGACAAUGAAAAAAUCAAUAAUACCGUACGACAGAUAGUCAUAACACUGUCAUUUAACGUGAUAAAUGCACAAAAGUGUACAUGAUACAUUCACGACAUUCAAAACAGAUGUUAUUUUUUUAAACAAAAUCAAGUAGAACAAGAUUUUACGUAGGAAAAUCUAUUUCAGAAUAAUCGAAUAAUCCCUCGAGGGAAGUUUAUUUAUUCACAAUUAUAAUAGUUGUUAAAUUAUUUAUUAUUUGUCCUUCUCUAAGCUAUGCAAGCAUAUAUGAUGUGUGAUGCGUGAUUAUUUAUGGAAUGAAGAGGGGAGGGCGGAAGUGAAUGAGUGAGUCAGUGAGUGAGUGAGUGGGUUGAUGAGUAAGGAUGGGGAGGGGAGAAAAAACAAUUACACCUGAUCCAGUGCCACGUCCGUGAUAAUUAAAAAUAUUAAGAUGUUAUUUACCUCUUAGCUUAUAUUCCACUAUUUCGAACCUAUAUGUCACCAAGAAAUACUUUAACGUGGCUUUGGUGAUAAAAGUAGCAUCCCAGAGUAACAUUUCUUGCAAAAAUUAUACUAUUAGAGAUUGAGAAAUUAAAUUUGAAUUUUUUCUUAAAAAGAGAAAAAGGAGAAUUUAAAAAAUGCACUAGCAAUAUUUUAAUAACUUGUAAUAAGUUUUAUUUAAAUAACAUAUUCUUUUAAUUGCAAAUUGUUUAUAAAAUGACUUUAUAUAUUAUCUGGGAUGCUCUAAUACGUAUUUGCGAAAUUAUCAAGAUGCCUAAUGCAGUAGCUAUAAGUAUCUCUGCAUGGUGAUAACAGAUUGUAACGUUUGUUUUUAUUCUAGUCAUUAUAUUGAAUUAGCAAAGGCAACCUUAGCUAAGGUACAAGUAUUUCAGCUAUCGCAAAUCGUUCGUCCAAAUAUAUAUAUUUUGAUGUAAAUGCAAAUUUGUACGAAUUUUGUUAAAAAUUUUGCGUUUUCUUGCCGAUUAAUUUAGCGAGGAAUAUUAGUGAUAUUAACGUAUUCUGUUAUUGAAGUAAAAUGCAAUAUUACAAGCUCUAUUUUAUAAAGCUCCAAUUAUUGCGUUUCUUUUACAUAAACUUUAAAAAUUUAUGUUUAAAAAACAUACACGCGACAGCGAUUGUGUUUCUAAAAAAGGGGGGGAUAUGUAUGCGUGUGCGAUACGUGCGUGCGUGCACACGAUAAGUACACGCGCGCACGCACGCACACACGUACAGAGAGAGAGAAAGAGAAAGAGAGAGAGAGAGAGAGAGGGAGGGGAGGGGCAUGUUUUACGCAAUACACAUGAACGCAAUUUACAAGCUCGCGUAAAAACAUGUUAAUUUUCUUAUCGCUUCCAGAAGUUUCUGGAUUUACUCUCUCUAACUAUUUAUCGAAACCAAAGAUCUAAAAAUAUUGUAACUUUUGUGCCAAAUCGAAAGGCGCUUAUUGUUAUAUAUUAUAUUGUAUACACGCAACUUUUAGCAGAAUAUAGCGAAUAAAAAAGGAAGAGAAGGGAAGUAGGCAACGCGCAUAAUGUUGCCUGUGUCACUUUUGCCAUACUUUUCGUUAUAUAACUACGCUUUACUCGUGCAUUCGUGCGCGGAAAGUUUUAUGAUAUUUUGUUAAUCUCUUUUACAUAGAUUUUUUUUAUAAUGCUUCUGCCAUUAAGAAUAGUUACCAUUUUAUUUUUAUUUUUAUUGCGUCAAUUUUUAUAUUUAUAAUAUAUUCGCGCUUGCGCUUUUUUAUUUAUCAUAGUUUGUACAUUGUGCAUAAUGUAAGGACAACAAACAGGAUACAUCUAUUAAGGUAUAAAUAUAUAUAUAAAUAUAUACACAUAUACAUAUGUGCGUGUACAUGACAAAAAGAAAAAUUCAAAAGAAAUGUUUACGAGUACAAAAUGUGGCACAGACUAUAUUUGUAUCAGGUUUAUCGACAUAAAUAUUGUAAGUUAUAUUAAUAGAAUAUGGCAAUGAAGCA
Molecule: messenger RNA, 7874 nt
Organism: Monomorium pharaonis (pharaoh ant)
Lineage: Eukaryota; Metazoa; Arthropoda; Insecta; Hymenoptera; Formicidae
Exons: 8
Coding region: 730-5607 (1625 amino acids)
Cellular component (GO): nucleus
Molecular function (GO): protein binding
Source: RefSeq, a predicted model, not a curated record